Messenger RNA from Cyprinus carpio (common carp), 4172 nucleotides. Its product is annotated as axin-1-like. NCBI's taxonomy places the organism in Eukaryota, Metazoa, Chordata, Actinopteri, Cypriniformes, Cyprinidae. The coding region runs from base 1359 to 3851 and encodes 830 amino acids. Gene Ontology annotation, biological process: negative regulation of canonical Wnt signaling pathway. The record is from RefSeq and is a predicted model, not a curated record. The transcript has 12 exons.
UAUGAGCCUGUGCAGGGUGCUGAAGGGCCACUGAGACUAAUGGCCAGCUGCUAUUUAGUAGUGACUUUCUUUUCUCACUAGUCACGUCGCUGUUCUUGAACGUGUGGCGUGCAGAAUCAAAACUGUCUUUUCAAUAAGAGUCCACUGCUAGCCGACGCGAGCCCAAAGACAGCAUGAUGUGAAGUCCUGAAAACAAGACAAAGUGUGUGUGGUAAAUUUGUUUAAGAGUGGCGGCGCCAAUGCAAAUGCAAGUGGCAGGCAAUACCAAGGAUCCUCGCCAGGAUGGUUUGAAUGGAAAAUCGGUCAUUGUGGAAAGGGUUUGCUGGGUCUGACCCUGGCUGCUACUAGACAAGCAAGUGUGAAAUCCGUAUGAAAGGUAAGCAGCUGAUAACAUUACCCAACAAAGGCAAUAUCAUCUUUCACGCUCUCCACGUUUUCCUUUCCAGCACUCUCAUCUGCCUACACCGAUUUUGUUCAUCUCGCCUCGCUAUGUAUAUUUGUGCAUUUUUCCCAUCGCUGGUCUGUUGUUGCUGUCUGGCGAUGAAUGAAACGCUCCCAAACAUCAAAUAGCAUUGGCGUGAAGCGCUGAAAACUGUGCAUAGCUGUUUGAAAAGGACCGCUACUCUGUGGUCUUUGUGCUUCCCUUUUCAUCCCGCUCAGAAUGGGCAGCAUAUCGGACAGCACUCAGCUUUGUUUUCAUUUCAAAGCUUAUUGCAUUUCUGUAAUCGCCACCCCAAGGUUCGUCACAGUUUGCGAUAAUAUCCAGUUCCAUUUCUAAUGUUUACUUUGCAAUUAGGAGCAUAUCACUCAUGCCUGUGGGGUCUGUUGCCAUAGUUACAAUAGGGUUCCGAGGUCUAUCAUCUGGUCCUUGCGUCCACCAAUCAGCUUGCAGAGCUGAAGCUGCAACAUAAAGUAAAGAUGCACAUCUUUCAGCAACACAGUAGUAAAAAACAGAAAGAGAUUCAUGAGUAUAAGAAAGUACUCCGGGGUGGCAAGUAGGCGACUGCGCCCAGUCAUGGCGGACCGCAGAAAUCACAGCAGAGGAGACACCCAGCAGGAGAGGCAGAUUCGAAUGGGGACAGUCGAUAGUCUGGAAUGGACCAUUUUUUGGGGGACAAUCACCUUGGAUUCUCUGAAAAAGAGGAGGAUGCCGUUUUUACUGGAACUUGAUACAGUCAAUGGUACUGAAAUGGAAUCUUCUGUCAAUGGAGGGAGAGUUGGGGGAAGCCAGAAAACGCAAGACAGAAACGUACGAUUUCCUCAGGAGGAAUUCUUUCGCAGUGGCAUUAAUAGAAGCCUGGAUAUAAACUUUCUGCCUUGUGGGCUGUACUGGGACAGGGUGCAGGGACACUGUGAGCAUGAGCGUAAACGAGACGGCCUGUUAUCUGCCAGAUGUGGGCGGCAGCUUCACUGAGGAUGCCCCCAGACCUCCAGUCCCCGGGGAGGAGGGCGAUCUGGUGUCCAGCGAUGGACGGCAAUACGGCCACAGCUUUUACUCGUCUAAGAGCGAGAGCCUCAAGAACGAGACCUCCAUAGCUACGCCCAGAAGACCCGACCUGGACCUGGGCUACGAGCCCGAGGGUAGCGCUUCCCCGACGCCCCCCUACUUGAAGUGGGCGGAGUCCUUGCACUCGCUUUUAGACGACCAAGAUGGCAUCCACUUGUUCAGGACUUUUCUCAAACAGGAGGAGUGCGCAGACAUGCUGGACUUCUGGUUCGCCUGCAGUGGCUUCCGCAAGCAGGAGGCCAACGAAGGCAACGAGAAGAUGCUGAAGCUAGCCAAAGCCAUUUACAAAAAGUACAUCUUGGAUAACAACGGCAUCGUGUCCCGGCAGAUCAAACCGGCCACCAAGAGCUUCAUCAAGGACUGCGUGAUGAAGCUUCACAUCGAUCCCGCCAUGUUCGACCAGGCGCAAACCGAAAUUCAGACUAUGAUGGAAGAAAACACCUACCCUUUGUUUUUAAAGUCCGACAUAUACUUGGAAUACACCAGGACGGGCGGAGAGAGUCCCAAACUGUUCAGCGACCAGAGCUCGGUGUCAGGCAACGGCAAAGCCCUGCCGGGCUACCUGCCAACUCUGAACGAAGACGAGGAAUGGCGGUGCGACCAGGAACAGGGGCAGAACCUCGAAAGCGACCCCACUCCCAGCAACAGGCUGACCCAGAAGCUGCUCAUGGAAACCGUGCCUCAGCGGGUGGCCAGCAGUAAGAGAUAUCAGGACAACCGUGAGUACAGACACGCGUCAUGGAGGGAGCCCAUCAACCCGUACUACGUGAACACUGGCUACGCGCUGGCGCCCGCCACCAGUGCCAACGACAGCGAGCAGCAGAGCAUGUCCAGCGACGCAGACACUCUCUCCCUGACCGACAGCAGUGUAGAUGGAGUCCCACCUUAUAGAUAUCGUAAGCCGCAUCGACAUGAGAUACACGAAAGUGCCAAAGUUAAUGGGCGAGUGCCACUACCUCAUAUUCCUCGCACAAACCGGAUGCCAAAGGAUAUUCACGUUGAGCCGGAGAAGUUUGCGGCGGAGCUCAUCAGCAGGCUGGAGGGGGUGCUGAGGGAACGUGAGGCGCAAGAAAAACUGGAGGAGCGGCUCAAGAGGGUUCGGCUGGAAGAGGAAGGUGAUGAUGCGGACAUCUCCACCGCUCCCUCCCUGGCCAAUCACAGGAUUCCUCCUGCGGUCCACGUGCAGCAUUAUGGCGGUCGCUACUCUGAAAUGAGCUACAAUGGGCUGCAGCUACGGGACGCACACGAGGAAAACCCCGAGAGCAUCCUGGACGAGCAUGUGCAGCGCGUCAUGAAAACCCCCGGCUGUCAGUCUCCGGGCACGGGCCGCCACUCUCCGAAGUCCCGCUCCCCUGACGGGCUUCCCGCGGGCAAGAUUCCCGGGAUGAUGAUGCCGCUGUCCAGUGGCCAAGGCAAGCACCAGGCUCGGCUGGUCCCGAAGGGUGAAGCAGCGCACCAUCACAAACAUAUUCACCACACACACUAUGCCACGGGGGGGAAACCCAAAGAACAGGUGGAUGCGGAAGCCAUGAGGAUGCACGGGGGAUUGGCCUGGAACAUGGAGCAACACCACUUUGGAUCCAAGUCACGCAACUUUGCAGAUGGGAUGAGUGUCGGCCCCAGUGCCAUGGACCCCAUGGGUUACGGCAGUAAAGGAAGCACACUGUCAAAGCGACCGGUCAGAAAAGGAGAUGAUGGUCGAAACUUUGAGAUGCGAGAGCCCUUGCCCCCUGAUGAUAUUGAGAAGAACCAGAAGAUCUUGCAGUGGAUGAUGGAGGGCGAGAAGGAAGCUGGCCGCUAUAAGAAGAGCCCUUACGGGAGCAUAUCUGGCUCCAAGAAGGCUCAGAGUCACGAGGUGUCGAAGCCCAGCUCGGUGGAGCGGCCGGGGGCUGUGCACCCUUGGGUUACCGCUCAGCUCCGCAACAAUGUGCAGCCCUCCCAUCCCUUCAUCCAGGAUCCAACCAUGCCCCCCAACCCUGCCCCUAACCCCCUCACCCAGCUGGAAGAGGCGCGCAGGCGGCUUGAGGAAGAGAGGAGGAAGUCUGGAACAUUGCAGGCUAAGCAGAGGCAUAAGAAUAUGAAGAAGCAGCCCUGUGAGAACAUCACCGUGGCCUAUUACUUCUGUGGAGAGCCCAUCCCGUACAGGACGUCCGUCAAAGGAAGGAUCGUCACGCUGGGACAGUUCAAGGAGCUGCUUACUAAGAAAGGGAGCUACAGGUAUUAUUUCAAGAAAGUGAGCGAUGAGUUUGACUGCGGAGUGGUGUUCGAGGAGGUACGUGAAGACGAUGCCAUCCUGCCCAUCUUCGAGGAGAAGAUCAUCGGAAAAGUCGAGAAGAUCGACUGAUGCCGGGGAGGGAGGGAGGCGGGAAGAGAGGUACACGGGGCUGCAGAGGUGCAGCAGGAUAUGGAGAAAAGCAGGAAGCGGCGAGCAGGUGCUGAGAUUGGUACAGCGAACGUGGAUGUGCAGGAGAGCGAGAGGUGCAGAACAGGGACGGUUGCUGUGGAAAGUACACUAUUGACUCCGAGGCGUCUACCUCCGCACAGCGGCUUUUAAAGUCAUACAGCUGCGCAGUGCGCUCAAGAUCACUGCAUUGGUGCACGGAGAGAGCCCUUGGACUCACAGAGACGAAAGCGUGAGGCAGCAUUCUCUCACUUUUGCUAUAUU